Molecule: messenger RNA, 1354 nt
Organism: Bactrocera tryoni
Lineage: Eukaryota; Metazoa; Arthropoda; Insecta; Diptera; Tephritidae
Gene: wol
Product: dolichyl-phosphate beta-glucosyltransferase
Exons: 5
Coding region: 153-1139 (328 amino acids)
Cellular component (GO): endoplasmic reticulum membrane
Source: RefSeq, a predicted model, not a curated record
CUGUUUUUAGACAACAAAUAAACUGAUUGAUAUCGCGUACUAUUGCAGAGUUUAAUAAAUUACGUGGCGUUCUGAUUGCUAAUGUGUUCUUUAUAAACUAGAUGAUGGAAAUUAUAUUCUAAAAAUUCCAAUAUUCACAUAAUCAUAACUUAAUGGCUUUCGUCCAAGUGGUGCAGGUGGUACUUAUCGCCGGCUUGUCAUUGGUAGCUGGAAUCUUAGCUGUGCUUUUUGUUAUACAAAAAGCCAUAACAAAGCCAUUUCCUGUUAUUAAAAGACGUAAGGAGGAGAGGCAUUUCCUUGACCCGAUAAGGAUACAAAAUGUUGAUUUCCCCUCUGUGGAAGAUGCACCAACAGUCCACUUAAGUGUUAUUAUACCAGCUUAUAAUGAAGAACAACGGUUGCCAAAAAUGUUGGAAGAAUGCAUGAGUUUCUUAGAGGAAAAAGCGAAAGAUGAGAUAUUUACUUAUGAAGUAAUUGUCGUUAGUGAUGGGAGUAGUGAUGGCACAGUUUCUCUUGCAUUAAAGUAUUCAAAACGCUACACCGUGAACAAAUUUCGAGUGUUAGAGCUUUUGGACAACCGAGGCAAAGGAGGAGCUGUCCGUUUGGGAAUGCUAAGUGCAAGAGGCCAAUACCUAUUAUUUGCUGAUGCAGAUGGUGCGACAAAAUUUUCCGAUUACGAUAAGUUGGAAAAUAAUAUGAAAAGUAUUACAAAAGAUUGGCAGUCAGAUGGAAUUGUGGUCGGAUCGCGCUCACAUCUUGAGCAAGAUGCUAUUGCAUCACGUAGUCUAUUCAGAACACUUCUUAUGCACGGUUUUCAUUUCCUUGUAUGGCUCUUUGCUGUCCGAAGUAUACGAGAUACCCAAUGUGGCUUCAAAUUACUAACUCGUUCCUCUGCACAUACUUUAUUUAAAAAUUUACACGUUGAACGUUGGGCAUUCGAUGUAGAGCUUCUUUAUAUAGCGGAACGCUUGAAAAUACCAAUAGCUGAGGUGGCAGUAAAUUGGAAAGAAAUUGAAGGCUCUAAAUUGACACCGGUCUGGUCGUGGAUUCAAAUGGGAGUUGACUUAUUUUUGAUCUGGUUCAGGUAUACGAUCGGAGCAUGGCAACUAUGUGACCAAAAUAAAGAACAUGUCUCGUAAAAGUCAACAAUUUAAUGUUAAUAAGAAAUUCGCGCAAACUUACGUUCCAGUACUACUGCAUUGUUGAAACACGAUUGUUUAAACAAUACAUACAUAUUUAAGUAUUCUAAAAGUAAACCAAACAGAUGAAUGUUUUUUUUUUUAAAUAAAUAUUUGCAUUUUCUCGAAAAAAGAAGUAAUAAAGUCUGGGAGACCCAAGUUAUUUACCUAAAAAU